Molecule: messenger RNA, 1262 nt
Organism: Zea mays
Lineage: Eukaryota; Viridiplantae; Streptophyta; Magnoliopsida; Poales; Poaceae
Biological process (GO): alternative respiration
Cellular component (GO): mitochondrion
Molecular function (GO): alternative oxidase activity
Source: RefSeq, marked validated
GUACCAGAACACCAAAAGCCAUCUGAUCUCCACUCCUGCGAAGAGAUCUAGCACAUCGCCACAUCCACACACACUUCCAGCUCCUCCAAAUAUUUCGCGCCACUUGCGGGCUCUGACGGUUUAGCUCCACUCCAGCCAUGAGCUCCCGAAUGGCCGGAGCAGCGCUCCUGCGCCACCUAGGCCCCCGCCUCUUCGCGGCCGAGCCGGUGACCGGGCUCGCGGCGAGGGGCGUCAUGCCCGCGGCCGCGAGGAUUCUCCCCGCACGGAUGUCCAGCACGGCCGCGGAGGCCGCCAAAGAAGCUGCCGCGCCACAACAGCGCCAAAAGCCCGAGGCCGCGGCCGCGGCGCCGGAGGGGCAGGACAAGAAGGCCGUCGUCAGCUACUGGGGCAUCGAGCCGCGAAAGCUCGUGAAGGAGGACGGCACGGAGUGGAGGUGGUUCUGCUUCAGGCCAUGGGACACGUACAGAGCGGACACGUCGAUCGACAUGAAGAAGCACCACGAGCCGAAGGCGCUGCCGGACAAGCUGGCCUACUGGCUGGUCAAGUCGCUGGUCGUGCCCAAGCAGCUCUUCUUCCAGCGCCGGCACGCCAGCCACGCGCUGCUGCUGGAGACGGUGGCGGCCGUGCCGGGCAUGGUGGGCGGCAUGCUGCUCCACCUGCGCUCGCUGCGCCGCUUCGAGCACAGCGGCGGCUGGAUCCGCGCGCUGCUGGAGGAGGCCGAGAACGAGCGGAUGCACCUCAUGACGUUCCUGGAGGUGGCGCAGCCCAAGUGGUGGGAGCGCGCGCUCGUGCUCGCCGCGCAGGGCGUCUACUUCAACGCCUACUUCGUCGCCUACCUCGCCUCGCCCAAGUUCGCCCACCGCUUCGUCGGCUACCUCGAGGAGGAGGCCGUGCACUCCUACACGGAGUACCUCAAGGACCUCGAGGCCGGCAUCAUCGACAACACGCCGGCGCCGGCCAUCGCUAUCGACUACUGGCGCCUCCCCGCCGAUGCCAGGCUCAAGGACGUCGUCGCCGUCGUGCGCGCCGACGAGGCGCACCACCGCGAUGUCAAUCACUUCGCAUCGGACAUCCAUUACCAGGGCAUGAAGCUGAGGGACACGCCUGCGCCUCUCGGCUACCACUAAUUAGUCAACGUGGCCUGCUAGUUUAGCAAUGUCGCCUGUAUUACGGGUCGGUCAUGAUGUUAAUUAACCUACUGCCUUAUUUGUGAUCAAUUUGUCUGCAUUAUUUGUGUAUAAAUAAAUAAUAUAGUUGUGUCA